Saccharomyces mikatae IFO 1815 is the source of this 3999-nucleotide messenger RNA. It is a transcript of the gene IKI3, whose product is annotated as Elongator subunit IKI3. Gene Ontology annotation, biological process: tRNA wobble base 5-methoxycarbonylmethyl-2-thiouridinylation. Lineage: Eukaryota; Fungi; Ascomycota; Saccharomycetes; Saccharomycetales; Saccharomycetaceae. The transcript has a single exon. Gene Ontology annotation, molecular function: protein binding; tRNA binding. The record is from RefSeq and is a predicted model, not a curated record. Gene Ontology annotation, cellular component: cytosol; elongator holoenzyme complex. The coding region runs from base 1 to 3999 and encodes 1332 amino acids.
AUGCGUAAUCUUAUUACCUUGAACAAGGGUAAAUUCAGACCAAUAGCCUCUACUGUUGAAGAUGAUGAAGGUGAAUUACCUUUAACUUUGCUGGACUCAGUGUUUGAUACAUUAUCUGAUAGUAUAACGUGUGUACUUGGUUCCAUGGAUAUUGGAGCUAUUGAAGUGCAACAAUUCAUGAAGGAUGGUUCUAGGAAUGUCUUGGCUUCAUUUAAUAUUCAGACUUUUGACGACAAGUUAUUAUCAUUUGUUCAUUUUGCAGAUAUUAACCAGUUAGUGUUCGUCUUUGAACAAGGUGAUAUCAUAACAGCCACUUAUGAUCCUGUCAGUUUAGACCCAACCCAAACUUUGAUUGAAAUUGUAGGUACUAUAGAUAACGGAAUAGCAGCCGCACAGUGGUCGUAUGAUGAAGAAACACUAGCCAUGGUGACCAAAGAUCGUAAUAUGGUGGUUCUUAGUAAGAUGUACGAACCCAUAUCCGAAUAUCAUUUAGAGAUAGAUGACCUUAAGAUCUCGAAACAUGUUACUGUUGGGUGGGGUAAGAAGGAAACUCAGUUCAGAGGCAAGGGUGCACGCGCCAUGGAAAGAGAAGCAUUGGCCAGUUUGAAGGCGUCAGGUUUGGUUGGUAAUCAAUUAAGAGAUCCGACCAUGCCAUACAUGGUAGACACUGGUGAUGUAACGGCCUUUGACAAUCACGAGAUUACGAUUUCUUGGAGAGGUGAUUGUGAUUACUUUGCUGUUUCUUCUGUCGAAGAAGUACCAGACGAGGAUGACGGAACAAAAUCUACAAAACGAAGGGCCUUCAGAGUUUUUUCUCGUGAAGGUCAAUUGGAUAGUGCCUCUGAACCCGUUACGGGGAUGGAGCACCAGCUGAGUUGGAAACCUCAAGGUUCUUUGAUUGCAUCUGUUCAAAGGAAAACAGGCCUUGGUGAUGAGGAUUCAAUGGAUUUGGUUUUUUUUGAACGAAAUGGUUUGAGGCAUGGUGAGUUUGACACGAGAUUACCAAUAGAUGAGAAGAUAAAAAGUGUAUGUUGGAAUAGUAACUCUGAGGUACUGGCAGUAGUAUUGGCGGAUCGUAUCCAGUUAUGGACUUCAAAGAACUACCAUUGGUAUUUAAAGCAGGAACUAUAUGCGAGAGACAUUUCCUACAUUAAAUGGCAUCCAGAAAAAGACUUCACUUUGAUGUUUUCUGAUGAUGGAUUUAUUAAUAUUGUCGAUUUUGCUUAUAAGAUGGCACAGGGUCCCACAUUAGAACCUUUUGAUAACGGCACCUCUCUUGUUAUUGACGGAACAACUGUUAAUAUCACUCCUCUAGCUCUUGCCAAUGUCCCCCCACCGAUGUACUAUCGCGAUUUUGAAACUCCGGGAAAUGUCUUGGACGUUGCAUGUGGGUUGUCUAAUGAAAUAUAUGCAGCCAUCAACAAAGAUGCUCUAGUUUUUGCAUCCAUUCCCAGUAUUGAAGAAAUGAAAAAGGGUAAACAUCCUAAGGUAGUUUGUGAAUUCCUCAAAUCUGAGUUCACAAGUGAAGUUGACUCUUUGAGACAAGUUGCUUUUAUCAAUGAUUCUAUUGUUGGUGUAUUACUUGAUACGGAUAACCUUUCUAGGAUAGCACUUUUGGACAUUCAGGAUAUAACUCAACCAACUCUAAUAAAUAUUGUGGAGGUUUAUGAUAAGAUUGUUUUAUUAAGAAGUGACUUUGAUUAUAAUCAUUUAGUGUAUGAGACUCGUGAUGGUACAGUUUCUCAAUUAGAUGCGGAAAGUCAGUUAAUGGAAAUUACCAAAUUUCCUCAAUUGGUACGUGAUUUUAGAGUAAAAAGAGUUCAUAACGCAUCAUCAGAAGAUGCCAGCAACUGGUCUGCGGAAAGUUCUGAAUUAGUUGCAUUCGGUAUCACGAAUAAUGGAAAGUUAUUCGCCAAUCAGGUUCUUUUGGCGUCUGCAGUUACUUCCUUAGAAAUCACUGAUUCCUUUCUGCUUUUCACGACAGCACAACACAAUUUGCAAUUUGUACAUUUGAAUUCCACCGAUUUCAAGCCCUUGCCUUUGGUAGAAGAAGGUGUUGAGGAUGAAAGAGUUCGUGCCAUUGAAAGAGGUUCCAUUUUGGUGUCCGUUAUCCCGUCUAAAUCUUCCGUUGUAUUACAAGCCACACGUGGUAAUCUGGAAACAAUCUAUCCAAGAAUCAUGGUAUUAGCUGAAGUUAGAAAGAAUAUUGUGGCAAAACGUUACAAAGAGGCCUUUGUUGUUUGCCGAACACACAGAAUUAACCUUGACAUAUUAUAUGACUAUGCGCCAGAACUAUUUAUUGAAAAUUUAGAACUAUUUAUUAACCAAAUUGGAAGGGUUGAUUACCUCAAUUUAUUUAUCUCCUGUUUAUCGGAAGAUGACGUCACGAAGACAAAAUACAAAGAAACUCUCUAUUCAGGUAUCUCAAAGUCAUUUGGGAUGGAACCAGAGCCCCUAACUGAAAUGCAAAUUUAUAUGAAAAAAAAAAUGUUUGAUCCUCAAACCUCCAAGGUCAAUAAAAUAUGUGAUGCCGUGUUAGACGUCUUACUAAGCAACCCUGAAUACAAAAAGAAAUAUUUGCAAACUAUUAUUACUGCAUAUGCAUCUCAAAAUCCUCAAAAUUUAUCGGAUGCAUUAAAACUAAUCAGUGAAUUAGACGACUCUGAGGAGAAAGAUUUUUGUGUAACUUAUUUGUGUUUCUUGCAAGAUGUCAACGUUGUUUAUAAAUCAGCGCUAUCUUUGUACGAUGUCAGUUUAGCGUUAUUAGUGGCUCAAAAAUCCCAAAUGGAUCCUCGUGAAUAUUUGCCAUUUUUACAAGAAUUACAAGAUAACGAGCCUUUGCGCCGUAAAUUUUUGAUAGAUGACUACUUAGGAAAUUAUGAGAAAGCUUUGGAGCAUUUGUCUGAAAUUGAAAAGGAUGAUGUUGUUUCAGAAGAAGUCAUAAACUACGUUGAAUCUCAUGAAUUGUAUAGGCACGGCCUGGCACUUUACCGUUAUAACUCUAAGAAACAGGAUGUUAUUUACAACGUUUACGCAAAGUAUUUGUCAUCGAACCAAAUGUAUGCGGAUGCUGCAGUAGCGUACGAAAUGUUAGGAAAAUUCAAAGAAGCAAUGGGGGCAUAUGAAUCAGGUAAAAAAUGGCGUGAGGCCAUGACAAUUGCUGUUCAGAAUUUUCCAGAAGAAAUUGAGUCAGUUGCAGAAAACUUGAUAUCCUCUCUGACUUUUGAACAUAGGUAUGUUGAUGCUGCCGAUAUUCAACUCGAAUAUCUAGACGAUGUUAAAGAAGCUGUAUCUUUGUACUGUAAAGCUUAUAGAUACGAUAUUGCUUCUCUCGUAGCGAUCAAAGCAGGGAAAGGGGAGCUGUUGGAGGAAAUCGUGGAUCCUGGCUUAGGUGAAGGUUUUGGUAUAAUAGCCGAAUUGCUUGCCGAUUGUAAGGGCCAAAUUAAUUCUCAGUUAAAAAGACUGAGGGAGCUACGUGCUAAGAAGGAGGAGAACCCAUACGCCUUUUACGGUCAGGAAACUGAGCAAGCAGAUGACGUUUCAAUUGCACCUUCGGAGACAUCAACAAAGGAAUCGUUCUUCACAAGGUACACAGGCAAAACUGGGGGAACUGCAAAAACGGGUGCCUCUAGACGCACAGCGAAAAAUAAGCGUAGGGAGGAACGUAAGCGUGCUCGUGGUAAAAAGGGAACUAUUUAUGAAGAAGAAUAUUUAGUUCAAUCAGUUGGAAGAUUGAUCGAGAGAUUAAAUCAAACGAAACCAGAUGCUGUGAGAGUUGUCGAGGGUCUUUGUAGACGAAACAUGAGAGAGCAAGCACAUCAAAUUCAAAAGAACUUCGUCGAAGUACUCGACUUAUUGAAGGCUAAUAUUAAGGAAAUCUAUUCUAUUAGCGAAAAGGACAGAGAAAGGGUUAACGAAAACGGGGAAGUUUACUAUAUCCCAGAAAUUGCUGUUCCUGAGAUUAAUGAUUUCCCCAAGAGUCAUAUUGUUGAUUUUUGA